AUGCCCGCCAAGUCCGCUGAAUCUGCCGGCCGCGACUCGUCUGAGGCAGGCUUAUCUGAGGGCGGUGUAUCUGAGGGUGGUUUAUCCAGUGGAGGUGGGUAUUCUGGUCUCACUGCUCCUGCCAGGGAGGAAUCGGAAUCUUUGGAGGAGUUCAGAGUGGUUGGUAAGGGCGGGAAGGUCAAAGGAGGCGACAAGGGGGAGCCGGUGGAGCUGGAGACACGUGGCGUGCAGGGACUGGCGGAGGAGGAAGGAGCUGCUGCACGUGAGACCAAGGCAGGAGGGGGGAAAGCGCAUGAGCGUGCUUCCGGGUCUGAGGAGGAAGCUUUGGAGAAGGCUGGAGAGGUGCCAAAGGGGGAAGCAACAACGGAGCAGGAGGAAAAAGCUCUGGCUGGGGAGAAAAAGCGCGCAGGGGAGAAGGGGAAAGUAGGGGCAGGGGUGGAGCAGAAAGAGGGGACAGGGGUGGAGGCGAAAGAGGGAGUUGGGGCAAAGGAAGAAGAGGGGCCAGGGGAAGGGCCAGGGGCGGGAUCUGCUGUCAUGCGCGGAGUGGAUAAGGGGGAAGUUGCGGGCGGGCGCACUGGUGGUGGGGGCGCGGAAGGGGGGAUUGAGGCGCAGGAGACUGCUGGGUGGAAGGCGGAGAGGGGGGGUGAGGAGGUGAGGCGGCUGGAAGAGGGGGUGGGGAAAAUGUCGCUGGGGGAGGGGGGGGGCGCAGCAGAGAAGGGGGGAAACGGCGGGUGGGAAAGGGGCAGAAGGGGAAGGGGCGGGGGGAAAGGGGAUGCGCGGAGUGGAAGAGGGGCUGCAGAGGCUGACGGUUUCGGACAUUGGGGGGAUGAGAGGGCGCGGUGGGGAGGGGGAGGAGUCAAUGGCAGGCGCGCAGGGUGGGAAGGCAGGGAAGUGUCUGGUCAAGGUGGGGAGAGCAGUGGGGAGGAACGGAAGGAAGGUGGGAAGGAGGGAGGUGGGUUGGAGGUGGGGGGGGCAGAAGGUGGGGGUGGGGUUGUGGUGGGUGGCGGGGUUGUGGAGAGGGCGCAGGAUGUUGCCACGUCAGCAUGGACCAGCUCCACUGGAGCAAUUGCAGAUACUGUUAAGGUGCUGGGCUCCCUCACUGGAUUCGCCCCCACCAGUACCGAGGUGCCGGCCAAUGCUGCCCGAGGCUCAGGUGGUGUACAGGAGCGUACCGCGCAAUCCCAGGAGGAGUAA
Messenger RNA from Closterium sp. NIES-65, 1194 nucleotides. NCBI's taxonomy places the organism in Eukaryota, Viridiplantae, Streptophyta, Zygnematophyceae, Desmidiales, Closteriaceae. The record is from the annotation of a GenBank genome assembly.